Oncorhynchus mykiss (rainbow trout) is the source of this 1976-nucleotide messenger RNA. The record is from RefSeq and is a predicted model, not a curated record. NCBI's taxonomy places the organism in Eukaryota, Metazoa, Chordata, Actinopteri, Salmoniformes, Salmonidae.
UUGAAAUUGGGCACGCUAUUUAUCCAAAAGUGAAAAUGCUGCCCCCUAUACCUUAAGAAGCAACGUGAUUGUGCAAUGUCUCUUCACUAUGUCUUGUGGAACUCAGCUCAAAACUUUGGGAUAUCAUAAACUGACUUGGGAAGUAUUAUUGACUAAGAAAAUGUGAUAAACAGAUACAUGUGCUAAUAGAUGUAACUUUUAGAUGUAACUUUUUACAACACAAUUGAUUCUCAUUAUCCCUAGUGCGUAAAAGAACAGAGCUGUCUGGAAUUUCCAGUGAAGAGAGCGAAAACAAACAAGUCCGGCCGGGAUCUGGUCGUUUUUCUAGUACUUUGGACAGGCGGGCAUCAAGCAGUAAAGAUUCUCCUCUCCUCCUGGACGCCAAUGAUCCCAUUGUUGGACAGGCCUUCAUCUUGCCAAGACCACCCAGACCCUUGAUAGGCUCUCUAACUUUUCCAUCAUCUAUCCAAGGUUCAUUUGGAGUGAAGAGUGAGAAAUGUGUGAGAGUGUCUGACAGCUUACCUGAGGCCAUGGAGGAGUUAAGCAUCACAGAAUGUAGAGUAGUGGACCAGAGCCUGUGUACUACUGACCCUCCCAUGAGAUCUCCUGAUAACUUUGAACCAGGUGUCUAUGAUCCUGAGGGCAAGGGAGAAUAUCGGUUCCAGUGCCCCAGUGCAGGUCUGUUCCAGUGCAGUAUAACAGGCCUGGUGUUCAGGAUGGAGGGAGAGGGAGAGGUGCUCUAUAGGACAGUCCACUGGGACAGGAGGCUUCUAGCCAAGAGUGGCAAGAGGCCUGCAGGACCUCUGUUCAUGUUUACAUGCCUUAAGGGGUCUGUCAGUCAACUACACCUCCCACACUGUGAGAUUCAUUCUGAGGGUGGAUGUGACUUCCUGUCUGUAGCCCAUGUGACUGAUGAUGACAGUAUGGACUUUCUCCUUCCCCAUGAGACAACAGAAUCUCACAUCAUAUUAAACAUCACUGGAUUCAGCAAAUAUGGCAUCACCAAGGAACAGGAAGCUCCUGUCUCUCCUAUCCGUGCUCUGGUGCUACUAUUUUACAAACUCCCAGAUGAUAAUAAUGAGUCCACCCUAAAUGUGUUGUUGCUGCCCAGAAAUGUUAACAUUGAUGAGGUGUGUAAGACCAGGAGGACAAGGAAUGGAGACAGAGAAAUCUACAUUGAAAAAAAUCCUAACUGUAGACUAACCCCGGACCAAGAAUACACCCUCUCCACCGAUCUAACAGAUGAACAUCACAUAGAUCCAAAGAAAGCAGAGUUUGUGGAUUAUGAUUCCUAUACCAACUACAUGCUGACAUUUCAGUUGCGUUUAAAAACAGUUGUUGAAGAAGUGUAUCUUCUUCUGGAAGAACAUGGCGGUCCUGAAAAUGAACGUGUAUGGGACCGCCUUGUUUCACUACCAGUCUCCCCAACAGAAGUUCCCUCUUCAGCUUCUGUCCAGGUCCAACCUCAUGGGCCUGUGGCAUCAGUACCAGCAGGCCCCGCCCAGGUCCAGCCUCAUGGGCCUGCAGCUCCUACUGCUGCUGUUCGUCCAUCUGUCCGUGAAGAUCAACCAGACUUGAGAUGAUCAAAUCAGUGGCUUCCAAAUACAAAUGUAAUGAAGUCUUUAUCUGUGAUUUAAAUGAAUGAUAAUGUGGAAUAUACAUUUCUCAUGAGCUUAGUUCAACUGCCUUUCCCCAUUAGAGGCCAAAAUAAACUUGUUUUACUGAAUUCUUUGUAAACAAUGGAAUUGUUUAAAUAAACUCUAAGCCUCAAAACAACCAUCAUGUUGAUAUCAUGGAUGGUCAGUCCUCUAUGAAUUAGAGUUAACGUGGUUGGUCACUUUUUGAACCACAGGUUGACCCUUGAUAUGCCAAAUUCAGUAAUGGUCAGAUACAGUAGAUAUUUGUGUAUCUUUGUGUAUAGGAAAGAGCUUGCUAGUAAGCGUUUCUCUGCAUCCUUUACACCCGCUGUAUCCUAU